AUGCCCUCUUCAACAACAUCCAUGAUUCAGCACUUCAACGAAUCCUACAUGUUCGGAUUCCAUUAUCUCUCCGAUGAUUCUGAACAUUCUUCUGCUUUAGAAGCAAUCCGACAGCACCUUCUCGGCAAUGAAACCGCUGACUUGCCUCCGUCUUAUCCGGCAACACUUUCCGACCAGGUCCCAUUGCACGGCCAGAGUUCAAUGCGGAGGCCUUGGGGGAAAUACGCGGCGGAGAUCAGACAUCCGGCUAAAAAUGGUGGUAGGGUUUGGCUUGGAAGUUAUGAUGCAGCUGAGGAUGCAGCUGUAGCUUAUGACAGAGCAGCUUAUGAGAUGCGUGGAGCUAAAGCCAAGCUUAAUUUUCCUCUCCUUGUGGGCUCCAACGUGUGGGAUUCGGUUGGAGCAACUCGAAAGCACAGCCACCUCGCCAUGGCCGCUGCUGCUGGCGGCGGCGGCGGCGAGCAUCCUUCGAAGCUUAAGCGGAUAAGGAAGAGCUAG
Prosopis cineraria is the source of this 495-nucleotide messenger RNA. RefSeq names its product ethylene-responsive transcription factor 2-like. Lineage: Eukaryota; Viridiplantae; Streptophyta; Magnoliopsida; Fabales; Fabaceae. Gene Ontology annotation, molecular function: DNA binding; DNA-binding transcription factor activity. Gene Ontology annotation, biological process: regulation of DNA-templated transcription; ethylene-activated signaling pathway. The record is from RefSeq and is a predicted model, not a curated record. The transcript is spliced from 2 exons. Bases 1 to 495 code for a protein of 164 amino acids.